This is a messenger RNA of Nannochloropsis gaditana CCMP526, 336 nucleotides long. RefSeq names its product ccaat-box dna binding protein subunit b. Gene Ontology annotation, cellular component: trans-Golgi network membrane. The annotation marks the transcript as partial. The transcript has a single exon. The record is from RefSeq and is a predicted model, not a curated record.
AUGUUGUCGCGUGCCACUGCCAGCGAUAACGAGCCCACGCCCGGGUAUCUGUACGGAGAAAUCAGCAGAAUGACCUUGAUCUCGUACGAAGCCUGCAAGGAAGUGGAGGAUUUCCUGUUGGGACGGUUGAAGCGGAACCAGCACAACGUCAAACUAAAAGUCCUUCGCACCAUCAAGCACGUCUGCCGACAAGGCCGGACGGAUUUCCGCCGCGACAUGCAGCGUCAAGCAGAGGCCAUUCGUGCCUGCCUCCAGUACCGGGGCCCUCCCGAUCCGUACCGUGGGGAAGAAAUUUACCGUCUAGUCCACGCGGCGGCCAAGGAGGCGUUGGAAGCC